Molecule: messenger RNA, 2193 nt
Organism: Dendrobium catenatum
Lineage: Eukaryota; Viridiplantae; Streptophyta; Magnoliopsida; Asparagales; Orchidaceae
Product: E3 ubiquitin protein ligase DRIP2-like
Exons: 7
Coding region: 324-1547 (407 amino acids)
Molecular function (GO): ubiquitin-protein transferase activity
Source: RefSeq, a predicted model, not a curated record
AACAAACUUCUACGGUUGUCUGCUCCUUAGUCGUUCUUCGAUCCUUCGCGUUAUUGCCGCGAGAAUCCCUCUUCGGCCCACCAAAUCUCGCCGGGGAUCAUUUCGCCGGCGGCAUGUAAACCCCACCCUCUUACUCAUCCAAUCAAUCUCUACAAUCAAAUAUUCGAUGAAGAAUCCCCUUUCUCGGACGUCAAUGCUGAUCGCAGAGCUCUCAGGAAGCCGCGGGGAGCUCGCAUGCAUGGAGAUUUAUAGUCUUUCGUUUCGCGAGGGAUUCUGAGCUUGUUCAGUGAUAGUAAUCAACGUUGGAAGUGUGAGGUGCGGUGAUGGCUAACGCAGAAGAGUCGAUUGCUCCACCGCAGGAGGUUAGGGUGCAAAGGAAGCUACUAUUAGCGUGCAUGACUUGUCCCCUGUGCCACAAGCUCCUUAGGGAUGCCACCGCCAUAUCGGAAUGCCUCCAUACGUUUUGCAGGAAAUGCAUUUUCGACAAUCUAGCUGAUGAGGAUGCUGAUUGCUGUCCUAUAUGUAACAUUGAUUUGGGCUGCGUUCCAUUAGAGAAGCUAAGGCCUGAUCACAACCUAGAAGAUAUCAGAACAAAGAUUUUCCCCUAUAAAAGGAGAAAGGUUAACGCUCCAGAAGCUUUACCUUUGAUGACAUUGCCUAUUAGAAGAAAGGAAAGAUCACUAUCUUCAUUAGUGGUUGAUACUCCUCGAAUAGGAACUCAAACAGGAUUGCUAGGAAGAAGAACAAAAGCAGCAGCAAGAAAGGCUUCCACAUUACAAGGAUUAAGUCCUUUAACUGAUGAACAUGCCAAGAAAGAUGCUGAUAAUAGUGAGCAUCUUACAGAUAACUCCAGCAAAAUGUCUCAUUGUAGAAGACAGAAUUCUUCAAAUGGGGUAACAUCUAACCAUACACCUAGUAAUGAUAGCCGGAAUAGCAGGGAAAUUUUUGUUGAUAAAUCCAGCCUGCAAACUCAAGUUACUAUUAAGACUGAGAAAACAGUUGGGUUUGCCGAUGAUGGCUACGAACAUAAAGUGAAGGUUCGGUCACAUCCAAGCAAACCUAAAUUUCAAGAUGCCAAGAAUAGCAACGCUUCAGCAUGUUCAGUGGCAGUCAAAGCUAGAAGAAUGCAUGGUGUUAUUCGGAAAAGGAAAGUUCUUAGGCCUUCAGCUCAAGCAGUGCUUGAUGCUGCUGAUGUGGGAUCUGAAAGGCGGAUCAGUCCAAUUUGGCUUUCUUUAGUUUCCUUACAUGAAGGGGAAGGAGAUACAACGUUGCCUCAAAUAUCUGCAUCUUACUUAAGAAUCAGGGAAGGAAAUUUACCUGUUACUUUUCUCCAAAAGUACCUUGUAAAGAAGCUUAAUCUUGCAAGUGAGGCUGAGGUGGAAAUAGCAUGCAGAGGUCAGCCAGUGAAUCCUGCAUUGUCACUGCAGGACCUUACAGAUCAAUGGCUUAGCCAAGGACCAUCACAAAGAAUUCAGGCUUCAGUUGGCACUUCAGCUAAGGAAUUUGUAAUGGUACUGACCUAUAGCCAGAAGCCUAUGCCACCCUAAGCCUUUUCUAAUUUAUUGAUCAUUUUUUAAUUUUUUUAUAGGCAAAAGGUUAGCCUUUCAGGAGAUUUUCAUUAGGGAUUUUCUAAAUUACCCUAUUUUUUUCACCCUUUAAUUAAUGGCUGAAUUCAGCUUGAUGGAGUAGGUCACAAGUAGGAGAAAUUAUUCUAUGCGGACACCGGAUUGUCCGGAGGCCAAUCAGAACGCACCACAUCAUCCAGUACACAGGCCGGUGCACGGCAAACGGGUGAUGUAGCGCAUUCUGAUUCGCCUCCAGAUGACGUUCGUAUCCGCACAGAAUAACUUCACCACAAGUAGGGCUCACCUACAUAUUUAUAGAUUUGCUAAUGUGUUCUAUUCGACCGAGUCGAAUUCUAGCCCAAGAAACACAUUCUUCUUUGAUUUUUUUUUUUUUUUUCAUAAUUUCAUUUACUAGGAUGGAUUUCAUACAAUUAUUAUUAGUUUUUGAAGAACUAAAGCUUAUGUGAUUAAAGACCUGAGCACUGGUGGCUUCCUGUAUAAAUUUAUAAUGCUUCAACAUUGGAACUCUUAUUAUCCCACCACUGUAUGUGAACGCUCAUAUGUAUUCAUAUUUCAUAAUUUAGUGAAAUAUGCUGAUAUUGAUCAAUUCUGUAACCAUGAUUUCUUC